Magallana angulata is the source of this 2328-nucleotide messenger RNA. Its product is annotated as protein toll-like. Lineage: Eukaryota; Metazoa; Mollusca; Bivalvia; Ostreida; Ostreidae. Gene Ontology annotation, molecular function: protein binding. Gene Ontology annotation, biological process: signal transduction. The coding region runs from base 1 to 2328 and encodes 775 amino acids. The record is from RefSeq and is a predicted model, not a curated record. The transcript has a single exon.
AUGUGUCCUAACUCCUGUCUGGAGAAAGAGAAGAACCAACAAACACACUGCUGCAGCUGCUAUGCCCAACCGAUCUGGAACUGCUCUCCAAAAUGGCCGUACCGGCGAGUGGAGAUAGAGUAUGUGUAUCGCCGAGGCCGGGGGAUGGCGGUGUACGAUCCCCACGACCUCGGUCAGAAUAUCUCAAAGCUGGUCCACACGAGGGGCUUUCUAACUCAGAUCCCGGGAAACUUGUGCCAGAUCAGCGACCUGGUGGAAGUGGAUUUAAGUUGGAACAAGAUAAUGACUUUGGAAAACAUAAAUUGUAUGGAACGUCUAGACACGCUAAUACUUCGGAACAACCUCGUGACGUACCUUAGUAACUUGACACUGCUUGGUAUGACAGAGCUUCGGAUUCUGGAUCUGUCCGAUAACGUCCUAACCGUCAUCGAACCCAACACGAUCUCUGACCCGUCCCUGGGGAUGCUUCAUAUCAUUUUUAAGGAUAACUCGCUGACCAGUGUUGAUAUCACUAAUGUCGUCAUUGAUACCCCGUUCUGUAAGGCAGAUUUUUCGAAUAAUGCUGUCAAGGAACUUGUGAACGAUAUUGGAUGGAUCGUCGACACAGCAAAGGACUACGGUGACGGCGGUUUCGUCGAUCUAUCGCACAACGAUUUUGUGUCGUUUCCAAAUUUUGAAAACUUGGGAUUCAGUGAUCUUCGGGAACUUGGUAAGGUGUUUAAAUUUGGAUUCGAUUUCACGAAUGCCAAUUUCACGUGUGACUGCAAAAUGCAGCCCUUUCUCGAGUUAUCCAAGGAUAUCAUAAAGAAAAUCUGGAGAAGCUAUUUCAAUGUCAUCUGUGCUGGUCCGCCAUCUCUGAAGGGUCAGUCUAUUGUGAACCUUGUGAAUCAAGGUCGCCUCGAUGAGUUUACCUGCGAAAUUGAAAGACAGGACAGGUGCCCCCUGGGGUGCCUCUGCUUCCAUCAGCCUUCACAAAACCGACUGGUCGUAAACUGUUCGAACACUUCCCGUACGUCACUCCCUAAAACACUUCCAUCAGCCCCCGCCGGACAAUUACUUGACCUGGACUUUGGUAUAAACCACAUCACACAGUUUAAAACAGCAGAAUACCUUAACCAAACGAUAGCCUUCAAUAUGAACAACAAUGAUCUAAGUUUUAUUUCUGACAAGUCGUUAAGGCAAUCAACAGAUAUACAAAGACUUUGGUUCAGAAACAAUUCCAAGAUUCGGAAUGUCCCUAAAUCUCUCGAGACACUGCACCCAUGUAAUGUAUCCUUUGGCGUUCUGUAUUUGAAAUGCCAUUGUCAAAUCUUAUGGAUGGGACGUUGGGCCAACAGUCCCAAGGCGGCGUUAUGUCCGGCUAACAACAACUUUUUCUGCAUCACGGAGGAUGGCCAAGUAUUACCUUCAUCGGUGUGGACAAAGAAGGCUUUGGAAUGUCCCAACGAGGUUAACUGGACCGCCAUUGGAAUAGCGAUAGCUCUUGCAGUGUCCUCACUGAUGUUAGGAUGCAUAGCUUGGCUGCUAUAUCAAUAUCAAUAUGAGAUAUAUCUUCUUAUUAGGCGUGACAACCAAAAGGAUACCAUUUCUGGAAACUCGUACUUUAAAUAUGACGUGUACAUUUCGUUCAAUGAGAAUAAUCCUCAGCUCUACUCCUGGGUGCGGAACAAGCUUGAGCCUUGGCUGAAUGCUAGGGGAUACUCGCUUUGUCUACCGUGCAGGGACUUUGCGCUGGGAAGUCCCAGAUCGGACGCUAUCUUGGAACACUUACAAAUGAGCAAGAAGUUUUUGUUCAUUGUGGACGACGAUUUUCUUGCCGAUGAAGAUGUGUCUAUAUGGUCUCUUCAGGAAUGGCGUCACGCUUGGCAUAUAUUUAAAGCGGAAACGCUACGAAACAUUGCCGUGGUCAAUUACGACCAAAUGCGUGUAAAAAACAUCGAUCAACGUCAAAUUAAAGCGUUCUGGCGACUAGGACUUGUGGUGGAUUUUUCCAACAGGAAAGGAAGAAUAUUUGAGGAAAUUAUGGAACGUUUAAAGUUGGAGAUUUUCACACGCGAGAAGGAUGAUAAAAUGGCUAAAGGAAGCCCAUGGGUAGACGUUGUGUCCUUAAUGGGUCCUUAUAUUACCAACAUUCCCCGGUGUUCUACACCAAACCAAAAGUUUCGGCCAGAAAGUUUGGAGUACAACCCAACCUAUCCCAGAUCACCUUACCCCUCGCAGCUUCGGUGGGUGGAUACUCCGAAACUAACUUUUAAUUCAACCAAGUUCAAUCCUCCCCGGUCUGUCGAAAUAUAUCCAAGCGAAUUUAUUAAGGUAGAUGUCACGUAA